This is a messenger RNA of Elaeis guineensis (African oil palm), 801 nucleotides long. RefSeq lists its product as uncharacterized. The record is from RefSeq and is a predicted model, not a curated record. NCBI's taxonomy places the organism in Eukaryota, Viridiplantae, Streptophyta, Magnoliopsida, Arecales, Arecaceae.
AGGAGGAGGAGGAGGAGGAGGAGAGGGAAAGAGGAAGUAGAUAGGAGAAGAUGGGCAACAGCCUUCGAUGUUGCUUGGCUUGCGUCCUCCCAUGCGGCGCCCUCGACGUCGUUCGGAUCGUCCAUUUGAACGGCCAUGUCGAGGAGUACGGCCGUCCCGUCUCCGCCGGAGAAAUCCUGGCGGCCAACCCCAACCACAUAAUAACCAAACCAUGCUUGCAAGGAGUCAACCAUAAGAUCUUGAUCGUGUCACCCGAAUCCGACCUUAAGCGAGGUCACAUUUACUUCCUAAUUCCGGAGUCAUCACUUACAGAAAAGAGGAAGAAGAAGAAGAAGAAGAAGCAACAUCAGAGAAGCACAGCCAUGUUUGAGGUAUCAGAUCAGGACUAUUUCCUAAAGGAGGUUCCGUCGGAAAAGAAGUCCGGUCACCGUCGGCGAAGGAGCGGUCGGGUUGGCGUAUGGCGGCCGCACCUCGAGAGCAUAUCAGAAGACCCUUGAAGAUGUCGAGAGACCGGAAUCUGGUAUUUUUCCGGCUCAAACUUGGCUGCUGGGGAGUGCAUGAAUUUUUUUUUUUUCCUCCCACUUCAUGGAAAUGAGUGGAAGUUGUGGGACCUUGUGUAUUUUAUGAGGACCAUUUCUUGAAGAAGUGUGCUUAGAUUGGCGCACUAGGAGAAGGUGCAAUAACUGCUUGUAAUCAUAUGGGGAUUGGUUUUUUAACAUCCACCAAGUUGUACAAAGAAAUGAAAGCAUUUUCUUUCAUAUGCAGGUCUUAAUGGCCAUAUUUAUAUAUUGAUCAACUUUU